Messenger RNA from Gallus gallus (chicken), 837 nucleotides. It is a transcript of the gene SELENOW, whose product is annotated as selenoprotein W. NCBI's taxonomy places the organism in Eukaryota, Metazoa, Chordata, Aves, Galliformes, Phasianidae. The record is from RefSeq and is marked reviewed. Gene Ontology annotation, cellular component: cytosol. Gene Ontology annotation, biological process: response to selenium ion.
GGGGGGCGGUGCUUGGGGGCGGCCGCCAUCGUCCCCACCGCCAUUGCCACCACCGCCACCAGCAGUGCCGCCACCCGCAGUGCCAUCGCCAUGCCGCUCCGCGUCACCGUGCUCUACUGCGGAGCCUGAGGCUACAAGCCCAAGUACGAACGGCUGCGGGCGGAGCUGGAGAAGCGCUUCCCCGGAGCGCUGGAGAUGCGCGGCCAGGGCACGCAGGAGGUGACGGGAUGGUUCGAGGUGACGGUGGGCAGCCGCCUGGUGCACUCCAAGAAGAACGGCGACGGCUUCGUGGACACCGACGCCAAACUGCAGCGCAUCAUGGCCGCCAUCCAAGCUGCCCUCCCGUAGGCCCCACAUCGCCCCACAUCCAACGGGGCUGUGGGGGCCCACGCUGACCCCCCAGCACCGCCCGGCUCUGCUGGCACAGCGCUCCAUGACGGGGGCGGCCAAAAGGCCCACGGGCACAGGGCUGCUUCCAGAACCCGCGCACGGCACCGGAGCCAGAGCUCGCGUUCCAACCUGGUGUGGGUCUGCUUUACGCCAUCGAUGCUUCACUCCGUGUCAUCCAGGUUUCAUUUUGCACCUUCCAGCUUUGGCGCACGCUGUCCACGUUUGACUUUAUGACACAGAGGUUUUGUUUGACGCCAUCGACGCUUCGUUUGACGCCAUCGACGUUUCAUUUGACGCCACUGAUGUUUCGUUUGACGCCAUCGACGUUCUGCUUCAUGCCCACAUCGCUCACCGAAUGCUGCUCCUCUCUGGGUUGAGCUGUUCUGCCAUUAUAACACCACUCGGUGACGAUUCUCAAUAAAGUCAUGGGAACUUUGGGCUGCCUCA